ACUUAAGCGCCAUUUAGCUGUAGUGUGUCUCUGUAUAUAGUGAAAUGGCUGAAGCCAGGUUUUCUCAUGACCAGUUCAGCUGUUCAGUGUGUCUGGAUCUACUGAAAGAUCCAGUGACUAUUCCCUGUGGACACAGUUACUGUAUGAGCUGCAUUAAACAAUGUUGGAAUCAAGAGGAUGAGAAGAGAGUCUACAGCUGCCCUCAGUGCAGACAGACCUUCAGACCAAGACCUGCUUUAAAGAAAAGCACCAUGCUGGCUGAAGUGGUGGAGCAACUGAAGAAGACUGAUCUCCAAACUGCCGUUCCUGCUGGGCCUCGAGAUGUGAAGUGUGACGUCUGUACUGGAAGAAAACAAAAAGCAGUGAAGUCCUGUUUGGUGUGUCUUAACUCUUUCUGUCAAAAUCACCUUGAACAACAUGAGAAUCUCUUCAGAGGAAAGAGACACGAUUUAAUGGACGCCACUAAAUACCUUCAGAAGAUGAUCUGCAGUAAACAUAAAAAACUGCUGGACAUUUUCUGCUGCUCUGACCAGCGUUGUAUAUGUAUGCUCUGCAUGGUGGACAAACACAAAAAUCAUGAUACUGUAUCAACUGCAGCAGAGAGGAAAGAGAAACAGAAGCACUUGGGUGAUACACAGAGAAAAUACCAUCAGCAAAUUAAGAAGAGAAAGAAAAAAAUUAGGGAGCUGAAAGAAGCUGUGGAGAUUCACAAGCAAUCUGCACAGACAGCAGUGGAGGACAGUGAGAGGAUCUUUGGUAAGCUCAUCAGCUCCAUUAAGAGAAGACGCUCUGAGGUCACACAGAUGAUCAGAGAUCAAGAAAAGACUGUAGUGAGUCGAGCUGAAGCACUUAUAAAGCAACUGGAGAAGGAGAUUGACCAAAUGAGGUCCAUAAAUGACGAGCUGGAGCAGCUUUCACAAACACAUAAUGACAUCCAUUUCCUCCAGAGUUACCUGUCUCUCCCUGUUCCUCCUGGGUCUCCGGAUGUUCCCAAAAUCAAUGAGAGGUCUUUUGAUAAAGUAGGAAAAUCAGUGUCUCGGCUGAGACAGGAAUUGGAGGAUUUCUGCACAAAGGAGAUUGAAAAGCUAUCUGGUCAAGUGAGAUGCAUCCAGAUAAUUCCUCCCCCAGGACAUGUGAUCAAAAAAAAGCUUUUUUUAGUCACAAUAAAACAACAAAUCCUCGAGGAAGAACAGUGGGAUUCAGAGGGAUAAACAUCAUUUUACUGAAUAAAAAAUGAGUGCACGCUCCUCUGCCCUGAUCUCGCAUUCUUAUGCAGUGCUUUGAAACUAAACAAAGCCCCAGUAAAGCCCUGUAAGGGACAUUUGAUUAUUAUUGGUAUUAGUAUUUGCUUUACUUAGAAGAGUUUUGUUAAAUUGUCUGAAUGCUUCAUCAAUAUGCAUGUUAAAUAUGUAUUAAUAUGUAUGAAAUAUGACACAUGUUAAAUAUGUAUUAUAAUUGGAUGAGCAUCCUGGUUUGAUUUGGAUAUAAAUCAAAUCAAUAGAUGGCUGACAGAGUAGCAUUGCUGGCAUGAUCUCCUGGAAAUCUCAGUCUGUGUUAUGCCCUAUCCUGCUCAUACUCUCCCUAUACAAGACAUGUCGCUGAUUUAAAUAAUCGGUACAACAUUUAGAAGUUUUUUUGUUUUGUUUUUUGUCUUUCAACUUUCAGUCCUGUCUACUAUAUUUCUUCUUUUUGUGCACUCUAUCCACAUGUCCUCAGUUAUGGAUCAAGCGUUCAGAAAUAAAGCUCUGAUGGACAUGCUCCAGCAAAUUAAAAAUGAUAUGCUGGCUCAUUUUGAUGCUAAACUUAACCACAUUCAAUGUAGCGUCAAUGCAAUGAAUGACUCGCUUAAGUCACUAGGAGAACAAGGCCUAACCUGAUUUUACCAAGUGAGACAUGUUCCUGGGACAACAUCGUUGUUGACCCUGGAACAACAUUGUGAUUAACCAAUCAGAUUUGAAGAACCAGUUUAUAGAUUUUGUGAAGUUUAUGCUUAAAAUCAGUGUUUGGUGCUUGUACAUCAGUGUCAUUCAUCUAUCAUUUCCUCUGAUUUUAGGGAUUACUCAUGGUUAAGGUUAGGUUUAGGUGUAGGGAUAUGGUUAAGAAUAUAUUUUUGGAGUAAAAUGUUGUUCCAGGGUCAACAAAAUAUGUUGACCUAGGAACACAUCGGACUUGGCAAAAUCAGGACGUGCGAGAACAAGUGGGUGAAUUCAGGGUCAGCUCUAACCAACAUAACAGACCUGGAGGCACGAGUAAAGACCUUUGAGAAGCAAAACUCCUACCUGGGGGAGAAAAUUGAGGAUGCCGAGAACCGAAGCAGGGCAUCAAAUCUUCAGUUUCUACGAGUGCCUGAGGUUCGAGGGCCAUGAUAUGAUCAGCUUCAUCAGGCUGCUUCGAUGCAUCUUUUUGGCAUAGAUAAUUUCACCGCUCACCAGGAGUAUACAGAAGGGGCUCCAAGGUCAAUCCUGGUGAUGUUUAUUUUUACAUUUCCAGGACAAGGUGAAGAUUCUACAUCUUGCGCAUGGGAAAAAUAGAGCUAGAGUCCAAUGGAGCUCGAGUGUAUUUAUAUCCGGGCUUUAGCACUGGUCUGGUAGAAAAGCAUCAUCUUUUUGAUCCAAUUAUGGAUAUGAAAUACGUAGGUACUGCUCUAUCCAGCCUUGCUUCGAGUUCAAGUUGACGGCAAAACUUUGCUAUGAAGCUGAUGCGUUUGUCCAUGAUGUCAAUAUGUAGUCACCUUGAGUCUGGUCUGUAUUUAUACUUAAGCUUAUUAUUUGACUCUUUGGGUUUCACUUACUGUUUUGCCAUACUCCAGGCAUUAUGACACAGUGUCAUGAAGCUGAUGCGUACCUGAUCUUGUUUUUGCAACAUGAGAUACAGGAUUAUAUAUUAUUAAAACCUUUGAUUAAAACUUAUUAAACAAGAUGCUCUUUAUUUUUUAUUAUUUUUAUUAAUUAUGUUAUUUUUAUAAUCCUGUUUGUUGGGUUAGUUUUUAAUUUAAUUAAUUAAUCCCGUUAACUUUGAUGUUGCAAGGUUAAUUUAUGUUGUUAAUAUUCUUAUUGCUGACUGAGUUCUGUUUUAUCUCUGUUGUUGUUUCUCUCCUAUGGUUCUGUUUGAAAUAUUGGUAUUGUGUUAUGUAUGUGUGUUUGUGUGUAUGUGUGUGUGUGGAUGUAUUUUGUGUUUGUAUCCUCUCAUGCUGUCUGCCCCUUAUUAUUCAUAUAUUAUACUUUAUUUUUCUUAAUUCUGCUUCUUUCAGUUUUUUUUUUUCUUUUCUUAAAGGAUGGUUAAUGGUCUUAAAAUAAUUAAUGUAAUAGAGGAGCUGAAACUUGAUCAACUAAAAGCAUGGCUUGUCUACAAUAAACCUAUCUGAAACCUGG
Messenger RNA from Carassius gibelio (silver crucian carp), 3371 nucleotides. Its product is annotated as E3 ubiquitin/ISG15 ligase TRIM25. The transcript has 5 exons. The record is from RefSeq and is a predicted model, not a curated record. Lineage: Eukaryota; Metazoa; Chordata; Actinopteri; Cypriniformes; Cyprinidae. Gene Ontology annotation, molecular function: zinc ion binding. Bases 45 to 1211 code for a protein of 388 amino acids.